Messenger RNA from Diplodia corticola, 543 nucleotides. Its product is annotated as pathogenesis associated protein. The coding region runs from base 1 to 543 and encodes 180 amino acids. The transcript is spliced from 2 exons. Lineage: Eukaryota; Fungi; Ascomycota; Dothideomycetes; Botryosphaeriales; Botryosphaeriaceae. The record is from RefSeq and is a predicted model, not a curated record.
AUGGGCGAGCCCUUGACCAACGGCGAGAAGCCUUCCUCGCACUUCGUUUCUCACCUGUCGUCGUACCCCGUCGUCUCGGAUCUUAUCAGCACCUACAAGUCCAACCCGUACGGCCAGAAGUCGCUCGACCUCAGCAAUGCCGCCUAUGACCGCUUCGGCAAGCCCAUUGUGCCCUACCUGUCCAAGCCCUAUGGCUUCGUCGCGCCCUACGUCCAGCGCGCCGACAGCCUGGCCGACAACGGCCUGAGCGAGGUUGAGAAGCGCUUCCCCAUCGUCAAGGAGAACACGUCGACCAUCAAGGACAGGGUUGUCGACGUCGCCUUCUUCCCGCUGCGCAUUGCCGGACACGGCAAGGACUAUCUUUACAACACUUACAGUGACGAGUACCAGAAGACGGGUGGCAACGGCGUCAUCACCACCGCCAAGGCCAUCCUCAGCACCGAGCUCAAGAUUACAUCCGAUGUGCUGCAGUUGAUCGCCGACUACCUGGGCCCCAAGAAAGAGGAGGCGAAGAAGUAUGCGCAAGAAAAGGUCAACAACUAA